AUGCACUUCCCUAUUCUUCCCAUCAUCAUCACACUGGCUGGAAGCGCCAUCGCAGCGCCUCAUCUUCCCAAGAGACAAAAUCCUUGCUUUGUGACUGGCUCCGAAGCUCUCCCCGAUGAAGUUUCGACACAGGCCACGAAUCUGGCCUCAGUCAUCACCUGCGACAAUUCGAAAACAACCAUCGAUGGUGUCCCAGAUGUGAGCUCUGGCGGUGUGACCUUUUCUUCCAUCAACUUUGCCGAAUCAGGCCAAAGUCCUCUGGCUUUCGCUCUCGACAAGUUUGCAACCACAUCACCCCUGGCCAACAACAACCUGGAUACGUUCCAGAAUGAGCUCAAUGUUUACCUCGCAACUGAGGCUGGUAUCAGAUCAACUGGUGGAAGUCUUGCGAUCAAGGUUCCCAAGUUCUUCUUGCAGUUCCAGAUGGCUCGUAUCCAACAGGCACAGGGUACUGUGUCUGACAUCCCUGGCCAGACCGUUGACCACCAGCUGGAAAAGGUGCUCAAGAAUGCAGCUGGAGAGGACCAGGCUCUUCUAGACCAAGUGAACGAAUUGGCUGUGAACUUGAACUAA
Fusarium musae is the source of this 573-nucleotide messenger RNA. RefSeq lists its product as uncharacterized. The transcript is spliced from 2 exons. Lineage: Eukaryota; Fungi; Ascomycota; Sordariomycetes; Hypocreales; Nectriaceae. Bases 1 to 573 code for a protein of 190 amino acids. The record is from RefSeq and is a predicted model, not a curated record.